Ochotona curzoniae (black-lipped pika) is the source of this 3727-nucleotide messenger RNA. Its product is annotated as probable ubiquitin carboxyl-terminal hydrolase FAF-Y. The transcript is spliced from 18 exons. Gene Ontology annotation, molecular function: cysteine-type deubiquitinase activity; cysteine-type endopeptidase activity. The coding region runs from base 1 to 3498 and encodes 1165 amino acids. NCBI's taxonomy places the organism in Eukaryota, Metazoa, Chordata, Mammalia, Lagomorpha, Ochotonidae. The record is from RefSeq and is a predicted model, not a curated record. Gene Ontology annotation, biological process: cell migration; protein deubiquitination. Gene Ontology annotation, cellular component: nucleus; cytosol.
AUGGAUAACUACCUCAUCAAGAACAUCAAGAAGUAUAUCCUGACUGCCAAGAAGAUCACAAGGAAGGAUGCUGUUAAAAACACAGGUGAAACAGGUAUUGAAGAAUCAAUUUUGGAAGGCCACUUGGGUGUCACAAAAGAGUUGAUGGCCUUUCAAACUCCUGAGCAAAAGUAUUACAUUGGUUGUAAAAAAGGAGGUGCUAAUCUUAUUAAAGAAUUAAUUGAUGAUUUCAUCUUCCCUGCAUCCAAAGUUUACCUGCAAUAUGUAAAAAAUGGAGAAUUGCCAGCAGAGCAGGCUGUUCCAGUCUGUGGUUCACCAGCUACUAUCAGGGCCGGUUUUGAACUGCUUGUAGCAUUAGCUGUUGGCUGUGUAAAAAAUCUCAAAGAGGUAGUAGACUGUUUGACUGAAAUGUAUUACUUAGACACAGCAAUAACUACUUAUGAAGCACUUACUGAGUGGGAGUAUCUGCCACCAGUUGGACCACGACCACCAGAAGGAUUUGUAGGACUCAAAAAUGCUGGUGCUACUUGUUACAUGAAUUCAGUGAUUCAACAACUAUUCAUGAUUCCUUCUAUCAGAAAUACUAUUCUUGUAGUUGAAGGCACAGGUACUGAUUUAGAGGAUGAUAUGUGUGGGGAAGAGGAGAAGCAAAACAGUGAGGUUAAUCUUGAACCUCGAGGUGAUGCAUUUGCAUAUCAAUUUGAAGCCAAACCAGCAUUAAAUAAAAGUGAAGAUAGGAAGGAGUAUAACAUAAGUGUUUUAAGGCACCUUCAGAUCAUCUUUGGUCACUUAGCUGCUUCUCAACUACAAUAUUAUAUACCCAGAGGAUUUUGGAAACAGUUCAGACUUUGGGGUGAACCUGUUAAUCUCCGUGAACAACACGAUGCUUUAGAGUUUUUUAAUUCUUUGGUGGACAGUUUGGAUGAAGCAUUAAAAGCUUUAGGCCAUCCUGCUAUACUAAGUGAAGUCCUAGGAGGUUCCUUUGCUGAUCAGAAGAUUUGCCAAGGCUGCCCACAUAGAUAUGAGUGUGAAGAAUCUUUUACAACUUUGAAUGUAGACAUCAGGAAUCACCAAAAUCUUCUGGAUUCUUUGGAGCAGUAUGUCAAAGGGGAUUUAUUAGAAGGUGCAAAUGCAUAUUUUUGUGAAAAAUGUGAUAAAAAGGUUGACACAGUAAAGCGCUUGCUAAUUAAAAAAUUACCUGCUGUGCUUGCUAUCCAACUGAAAAGAUUUGACUAUGAUUGGGAAAAAGAAUGUGCAAUCAAAUUCAAUGAUUAUUUUGAAUUUCCACGUGAGCUAGACAUGGAACCUUACACGGUUGCAGGUGUUGCAAAACUAGGAGAUAAUAUAAGUACAGACAGUCAGUUAACUAAAAAGAAUGAGCAGUAUGAAAAUGAGACAGUAAGAAGCACAAAAUACAGACUUGUGGGUGUGCUGGUACACAGCGGUCAAGCAAGUGGUGGACAUUAUUAUUCAUACAUCAUUCAAAGAAAUAAAGACAAGCAGAAAGAACACUGGUAUAAAUUUGAUGAUGGAGAUGUAACGGAGUGCAAAAUGGAUGAUGAUGAAGAAAUGAAAAGUCAAUGUUUUGGUGGAGAUUACAUGGGAGAAAUACCUGAUUAUAUGAUGAAACGCAUGUCAUAUAGGAGACAGAAAAGAUGGUGGAAUGCAUAUAUACUUUUUUAUGAAAGAAUGGACACAAUAAGUGAAGAUACAGAGAUGAUAAGAUAUAUAUCACGUCUGACUAUUACAAGACCCCAUCAGAUAAUGAUGUCGCCAGUUAUUGAGAAGAAUGUACGGAAACAAAAUGUGCAGUUCAUGCAUAAUCAAAUGCAGUAUAGUUUAGAAUAUUUUCAGUUUGUGAAAAAACUGCUUACAUGUAAUAGUGUUUACUUAAAUCCUGGUCCAGGACAAGAUCACCUGUUACCUGAAGCAGAAGAAAUCACUAUGAUUAGUAUUCAGCUUGCCGCUAGAUUCCUGUUUACUACUGGAUUUCACACCAAGAAGAUUGUCCGAGGACCUGCCAGUGACUGGUGUGAUGUCCUGUGCAUUCUCCUCCGUCACAGCAAGAAUGUACGUUUUUGGUUUGUGCAUAACACACUUUUCAGUGUGUCAAAUCGUUUGUCUGAAUACCUUUUGGAGUGCCCUAGUGCAGAAGUCAGGAGUACAUUUGCGAAGCUUAUAGUAUUUAUUGCACAUUUUUCCUUGCAAGAUGUUUAUUGUCUUUCAACCUUUACAUCUCCAGGACCUUGUAGUCAGGAAUGUGAUAGCUUCAGUUUGAGUGAUCAUUUACUAAGAGCAGUACUAAAUCUCCUGAGAAGGGAAGUUUCAGAAAAUGGACGUCAUUUACAGCAGUAUUUCAAUUUGUUUGUGAUGUAUGCCAAUCUAGGCCUGGCGGAAAAGACACAGCUUUUGAAGUUGAGUGUACCUGCUACUUUUAUGCUUGUUUCUUUAGAUGAAGGGCCAGGUCCUCCAAUCAAGUAUCAGUAUGCUGAAUUAGGCAAGUUAUAUUCAGUGGUGUCUCAGUUAAUCCGUUGCUGCAGUGUUUCAUCAAGAAUGCAAUCUUCAAUCAACGGUAAUCCUCCUCUUCCUAAUCCUUUUGGUGACACUAACUUAUCACAACCCAUAAUGCCAAUUCAGCAAAAUGUGGCAGACAUUUUAUUUGUGAGGACAAGGUAUGUGAAGAAAAUUAUUGAAGACUGCAGUAAUUCUGAGGAGACCAUCAAAUUACUUUGUUUUUGCUGCUGGGAGAAUCCUCAAUUCUCAUCUACUGUCCUCAGUGAACUUCUUUGGCAGGUUACAUAUUCAUAUACAUGUGAGCUUUGGCCCUAUUUGGAUCUACUUUUGCAAAUUUUACUGAUUGAAGAUUCCUGGCAGAUUCACAGAAUUCAUAAUGCACUUAAAGGAAUACCAGAUGAACGAGAUGGACUGUUUGAUACAAUCCAACGUUCUAAGAAUCACUAUCAAAAAAGAGCAUAUCAAUGUAUGAAAUGUAUGGUGGCUCUGUUUAGCAGUUGUCCUGUUGCUUGCCAAAUCUUACAGAGUAAUGUAGAUCUUAAAAGAAAGUGGACCUGGACAGUGGAAUGGCUUGGAGAUGAACUGGAAAGAAGACCAUAUGCUGGCAAUCCUCAGUAUACUUACAAUAAUUGGUCUCCUCCUAUACAAAGCAAUGAAACAUCAAAUGGUUAUUUCAUAGAAAGAUCACAAAGUGCAAGUAUGACACUUGCAAAAGCUUGUGAGCUCUGUCCAGAAGAGGAACCAGAUUUCCAAGAUGUUACAGAUAAGGAUGAAAUAUCCCCACCCAAACGUGCUUCAUUGUAUUCCCAUUCAUCUGGAUCUAUGUAUCAACAAAAUAACCAUGUGCAUGGACUGCCAUUGACAGGAUCAGCAGCACUUCACUUGAGCACUCAGAAAUCUGACCAACAAACACAAGAAUAUUGUGAAAGCAGUGAAGAAGUUAAUUCACCUCAAAUCAAAUAUCCAUCAAAUGCACACGAUUAAUUGGUUUCCUUAAGAUCCUACUCUCUUGCCUUAACAUUUUUCUAACUUUUUCUAUGCUUGAGUGGUAUUUAAAAGAGGAACUGCUCAAAAUCUACAUUGAGACUAUUCACUGUCGUAUAUUCUCUAUCAGUUUGUAAAAACACAGGGUAAAGUGUAUAGUAUUUUAUAAUAAAGGCUGAUACUAUGUUAAUGGCAAAGAUGUACAAAUUGAAUGAAUGACUAUUUUUUA